Molecule: messenger RNA, 789 nt
Organism: Xylaria bambusicola
Lineage: Eukaryota; Fungi; Ascomycota; Sordariomycetes; Xylariales; Xylariaceae
Exons: 2
Coding region: 1-789 (262 amino acids)
Source: RefSeq, a predicted model, not a curated record
AUGACGGCAAUCAAGUUGCGGCAGGUCCAAGAAGACCCGAACCGGAAGGAUAUAUUCGGGAUCCUAAACGAGUUCAUCCAGCCUGAGAGCGCAACAUCCGCCUCCCAGGCCGCAACAUCAUUCGCGCAGGGUGUCAAGACGCCGAAUGAAGAGUUCUUCUGGGGGUUCUGGGACAGCAUAUUCAGCACCGCCGAGCAGAUCCCGCACGGCAAUCCCGCGCAGGAUAAGCUCGCCGUGUUCGUGCGCGAGCUGACGCUAGUACCUGAGACGGGGGAUAAAGUCUGGGAAGCCCGCGUCUGGAGCGAUUUACCCCUCCUCGGUGCAUCCGUAAGAGAACGCCUUGAUAAAGUCAACGGCACUGAUGCGCGUGUUCCAUUCCACGCAUUUAUAGCGCGGCUCUUACACGCAGGGGUCUCGCCCGGUUCCGAGACCACGGCAAUCUGGAUGUUGAGGGACGCGCUUGAGCAAGACACCAAGCCAGCCGGCGAUGGGAGCGAUUUUGACCGUGCGCUGAUGACGGCUGCUGUGUACGUCGAAUAUGCCGGUGCGACGCUGGCUCAGAAACUGGAGUUACAGCCCGAACCCCAGCUCGAUGAGGCGCAGCGCCGAUUGUUAAAAGGCGGCGGGCUAUGGAAGGACAAGAGCGGGCUCACGCCAGACAGGUGGGCGUUCUGGGGUAAACGGUUCGAAGAGCAGGGAAACAAGGCAACGAGUCCGGAAGCGAAGGGAUUGGCUCUACAUGCCGCGAGGUUGAUUGCGGUAUGGGCUCGGACGCGGGUAUCGACGUGA